GUAAGAAACAGCCACCUCCCCAGUCCACCCCACUGACCCACUUCUGUUCUUUGGGUUCCCCUCCUGCUUCCUCGUGGGGUCAAACAGUGGAGUUUGAGCUGCGAAGGGAAAUAAAGAGACUCCAGGAAUACAGAGCAGCAGGAAUCACCAAUUUCUGCAGUGCCAGGACCUACGACCACCUGAAGAAGAGCCGGGACGAGGAGCGGCUGAAGCGCACGAUGCUCUCGGAGGUGCUGCAGUACAUCCAGGACAGCAGCGCCUGCCAGCAGUGGCUCAGCCGCCAGGCAGACAUUGAUUCCGGCCUGACUCCCACGGUACCAGUUCCUUCAACUACAGGUAGGUGUUAGAUGAUGUCUGAUAAAAACCCAUAAUAUCUUUCUGACAGCCUUUUUCUGACUCUCAAGUGCUAAAGUGUCAGU
Molecule: messenger RNA, 419 nt
Organism: Manacus vitellinus (golden-collared manakin)
Lineage: Eukaryota; Metazoa; Chordata; Aves; Passeriformes; Pipridae
Product: transcriptional adapter 2-alpha-like
Exons: 3
Source: RefSeq, a predicted model, not a curated record